Messenger RNA from Clonostachys rhizophaga, 1017 nucleotides. The record is from the annotation of a GenBank genome assembly. NCBI's taxonomy places the organism in Eukaryota, Fungi, Ascomycota, Sordariomycetes, Hypocreales, Bionectriaceae.
AUGGGUAACAUCUUCUCCAAUCAGUUCCCCGUGUCGGGCAGGACUGUCGUCAUCACUGGUGGUUCCCAAGGCAUGGGAUUAGAGGCUGGUCGGCAAUUGGCACAGAAAGGAGCAAAUAUCGUAAUCGUCGCGCGCAACAUUGAGAACCUAAAGUCAGCAAUCAAGGCUAUUGCGAAAGAGGCUUCCUCGCCCGAGACACAGCGUUUCCACCAUGUCAGCGCUGACCUGAGUUCUGAGUCGGAAUGCGUCCGAGUCAUCGGCGAAGUCGAGGAAUGGAAUGGCGCUCUGCCUGACAUCGUGUGGUGUGUCGCCGGAAGCUCCCGGCCGCAGCUCUUCAUUGACGCCCCAGCCUCCUCGCUGGACUCGCACAUGAAGAAUAAUUUCUUCUCGAGUGCUUACAUGGCCCACGCGAUCUUAAGUCGCUGGCUACGUCCAGUCGAUGAUUUUUCUUCGAAAAAGACAGGCCGCCCAGCAGACCGACACUUAAUCUUCACAUCUUCGCUAGCAGCAUUAUAUCCUAUUAUCGGUUAUGGCUUAUAUAGUCCCUCCAAGCUCGCGUUACGAGGUUUGUCCGAUGCGCUCUCUCAAGAAAUGAACCUCUAUAACGCUGCUCAUCCCAACGAGCCGCGCGUACGCCUUCACACUAUCUACCCAGGGACAAUUCUUACCGGUGGGUAUGAAGGGGAGCUCAGCACCAAACCAGAUGUCCAAAAAUCAGCCGAAGAACUCGAUUUGAAGCAGACAGCGGAUGUGGUUGCCUCCAAGAGCAUCGCGGGUCUGGAGAGCGGCAGAGAGUUUAUUACAACUGAUAUCGUGGCCAGUCUUGCCAGACAGAGCCUUCUGGGUAACACACCUCGAGGAGGAUUCCUACAGGGUCUUUUGGACUUCUUUAUGGCGGGUAUCAUCUCCAUUGCUGUUGUGAUUGUUAGAUGGGACAUGGACAGGCAGGUCAGCGCAUGGGGGCGAAAAUAUGGCACCUCGGCUAAGGUAGACCUCGAGCAAAAAGUAUCAAAGUAG